UUGUAGGGUGGUGUAGGAAGAGCGGCAGGGCUGCGAGCGGUGGCGUCGCGCGGCGGGGGGGUUUGCAUCCCAGCAGGCACCGCUCUCGCUCCCCGAGCCGCGGCUCGAGCGCUGUGUGAGCGGCUUUUGCGAGCGGUUGGGGGCCCGCCGGUUUUCUUGCUGCGCCGACGCGUGCAGUGUGUGUUGACCGCCGUGGCGUGCGCUCUUCCCUUUUUGCAACUCCCGGUUGUAUCUAUCUGUCCGGGUCGAAAGUUCGUUUUCGUUGUGUGCUGCCCGUCGUCUGUGGCCGUUUUGCUUUUGACCCGAUCGACCAGCGUUGAGAUCGUGUCUGCCACCCACCCCAAAGAUCUCGGAUAGACAUCGUGGAUUCCCGUAUUUGGUUUCCCGUUCGACAUCAGCAAGCGUGCGCAAACGCUUUCCAAGCUGUAACGCCUACUUCAAGCGCCACCGUGUUCAGUGCUCCGUAGAGAAACCUUCAAAGGCCACGCCGGUGUCGUCUGGAGCGUUGUAAGUGCGAUUCGUCUGCUACGAGAGUUGCAGAACCAGAAGCAGAAGUGCUCGCUCGCUGUGUUUAAAAUCGUGCCCUAGAUGCACCAAGCAGCAGCAGAACGUAUCGAUGCGAUUUGAAACGAGCCACGAGUGUGCACGUGUGAUCUACUCCUCGAUGCGCAUCGGGGCGUUACGCUAUCGCCUGUGCGGCGCCGCAGGUCUCGCUGAAAUGUGGCGCUUUACAGCGAGCGCCUAAAGGGACACGAAGAUACGUCUUGAACCGUGGGCUUGUUCCAGACGGCGGUUUUUUCGUCGUCUGCAAAUAACCCAUCCCUGCGCCAACGCUAACGGCACGGUGCCGUCUGCUACUUCUGUUGCACCGGCCUCUACACUUACGCCGGACUAGGCCUUCGGCGUUUGCCCGUUAAGCGAAAAGGCCUUUUCGCCGGUUUCGUCCUCGCAGUGCACAUUUCAUUUAUUUAUUUUCGUUUCGAUACAUUUUUUGGUGCGCGUGGCAAAGGUGCGGUGGUCUUCUGGAUAGAAACACGCUUGUAUACCGUCCCUGGCAACCUUUCUUCAAGACUUCAGACAGGGGAGACAGAGAUCACCGGGAUCGCGUGUCAUUUUCAGAACGUGCAACUGGAGGUUGGUGCACGGAAGAUGGCGUGGAGGUCAACCUGGAGAUGAGCUGUGCGCACGGGGUGGAAUGCCCCUGAAAGGCAGACCGGGCCUGGGAAGCCUUUCCUAGCCUAGAGCGUGUACCUUUAGGGACUCGAACCUUCGGCAACUGCGCCACCAUAUAAGCGCGCAACUGUCGUGCAGUGACCAAAGACAAAAAUGGCGACCCAGACGUUCCGACCAGUGAAAGCGAUGCUGGCGUCCCUAGCGCUGCUCCUGGCAUCGCGUGCCGCGGACACCGCCGCCGCCCACACCGGAGAGGUGAGCGACGUCGGCGGUGACGUCACCGGAAACGAGACCCGAACCGGCGAGCAGUGCAAGGACGGACUCAUCCUUCCCAUGUGGAUGCCUCAGGAAAACAUAAGCACGGGCGACGUCGUCGCUCGCGGCCUAGUCUACUUCCUGGCGCUCGCAUACAUGUUCAUCGGAAUAUCUAUCAUCGCCGACCGGUUCAUGGCCGCCAUCGAGGUCAUCACCUCCAAGGAGAAAGAGGUGACCAUCAAGAAGCCGAACGGCGAGACUCAGACCAUCAGCGUGCGCGUCUGGAACGAGACCGUGUCCAACCUGACCCUGAUGGCGCUGGGCUCUUCAGCGCCAGAGAUCCUGCUGUCCGUGAUCGAGAUAUACGCCCAGAACUUUGAGGCCGGAGACUUGGGACCCGGCACGAUCGUGGGCAGCGCCGCGUUCAACAUGUUCGUCAUCAUCGCCAUCUGCGUCUAUUCCAUCCCUCCGAACGAGGUGCGACGCAUCAAGCACCUUCGCGUCUUCUUCGUCACCAUGACGUGGAGCGUGUUCGCCUACAUCUGGCUCUACAUCAUCCUCACGUACUCCUCCUGGGGCGUGAUCGAGGUGUGGGAGGGCGCCAUCACAUUCAUGUUCUUUCCGGCCACCGUGCUGACGGCGUAUAUCGCCGACCGGAGGCUGCUGAUAUACAAGUACCUCUCCAAGAAGUACAGGGUCACCAAGCGGGGAGUGAUCGUGGGUAGCGAAGGGGAGGACGUCGAGAUGGCGCCCAACAAGGAGAGGCUCGCCGACGGCAUCCUGGGAGGCGGCACGCUGCGUCUCUUCGGCGAAGAACAGAGCUCGGAGGCCAAGGAGUUUGAGGAGCACCGCAAGGAGUACACCCAGAUCCUACGCGAGCUAAGGCACAAGAACCCGGACGCCUCGAUGGACGAGCUGGAGAGCAUGGCACGAGACGAGAUCAUUGCCCGUUGUCCCAAGAGCAGAGCUUACUACAGGAUCCAGGCGACCCGCAAGCUCAUGGGCGCCGGCAACCUGAUCCGUCGCAAGGCGGACCUUCGCGAGGUCGGGGCCAAGGACGAGGGCAAGGAGGAGAAGGUCGAGGAGGAGUGCGUGCGGCUGUUCUUCGACCCGGGUCACUACACGGUAUUCGAGAACGUCGGCGAGUUCGCCGUCACGGUGGCGCGCGAUGGCGGCGAUCCGCAGAGCACCGUAUGCGUCGAUUACAACACCGAGGACGGCACCGCCAACGCCGAAACCGACUACGUGCCCGUCGAAGGCACCCUCGUAUUCCGGCCGGGAGAGAACCAGAAGCAGAUCAUCAUCAAGGUCAUCGACGACGACGUGUUCGAGGAGGACGAGCACUUUUACGUGCGACUCUCGAACCCUCGGUACCUGGGCAGCGGAGGCAGUGGCGCCACUACCACCAUGAACGGAUCUCCGGGACAGCCGCAGCCUCCGGGACUCACGACGGGCGCAGGCAGGCCCCCCGUGAAGCUGGACACGCCCUCUGUCUGCACCGUCAUGAUCCUGGACGACGACCACAGCGGCGUCUUCAGCCUGCCCGAGAGCCAGGUGGAGAUAAGCGAGGCCGUGGGCGAGUACCGCGUCAAGGUGAACCGGUUCAGCGGAGCCCGUGGCCGCGUUUUUCUGCCGUACAAGGCGAUCGAAGGCACGGCUAAGGUGAACAAGGACUUCGAGCCAUGCGACGGGACGCUCGUCUUCGAGAACAACGAAACCAGCAAAGAAUUCUCACUGUUUGUGAUCGACAACGAAUCGUACGAGAAGGACGCCGUCCUCUACAUCGAACUCGGAGAGCCUAAACUGGAGGAAGACGACCCUUACUACAUCCAAGAAAAGCUGGCCUAUGAGAAAUCAGAUCUCCUUCGCGAGCACGGCGUGGAAGAUGUGCCCGAAGUUGAACUCACCGAGGCGCAGAAGAUUGCGCUCAUGGGUCGACCGCGACUGGGCGACCAGUGCCGCUGCACCAUCCGCAUCAAGGAGAGCAAGGAGUUCAAGAACACUGUGGACAAGCUCUUCCAAAAGGCCAACGUUUCGCUGAUGAUCGGAACAUCCUCUUGGAAGGAGCAGUUCAUCGAAGCCAUUACUGUGGUCGCUGACGACGACCGGAACAAGUUUCAUACGGAGGAAGCGUUUGAAAUGGAAAGCGCCAGCUUGAAAUUCAGCAAAGACGAUGACGAGGAGGGUGGCGAAGAUGGCGACGAGGUGACGGUGCGCAUGCCUUCCUGCUCGGACUACGUGAUGCACGUGUUCACCGUUUUCUGGAAGGUCAUCUUCGCGUUCGUCCCCCCGACAGACUACUGGGGCGGAUGGGCCUGCUUUGUGACCAGCAUUCUCCUCAUCGGCGUCCUGACCGCGUUUGUGGGUGACUUGGCAUCCCACUUUGGCUGCACCAUUGGACUCAAGGACUCGGUGACCGCCAUCUCGCUGGUCGCACUGGGAACAAGCAUACCUGACACCUUUGCUAGCAAGGUGGCGGCUCAAAACGACAAGUACGCCGACUCGUCCAUCGGCAACGUGACCGGCAGCAACGCGGUCAACGUCUUCCUGGGCAUCGGCGUCGCCUGGUCUCUGGCGGCGCUGGUGCACUGGGGACGAGGGACUACGUUCGAGGUGCUUCCGGGCAACCUGGCCUUCUCAGUCACCAUCUUCUGCGUCUGCGCGCUCUUCUGCUGCAUGGUGCUGCUCCUGCGCCGCAAUAAGAUCGUAGGCGGAGAACUAGGGGGACCGAUGCGCUUCAAGUUGCCCACCACCAUUCUCUUCGGCGGCCUGUGGGUCUUCUACGUGACCAUGUCUGCCCUCGAGGCUUACGGAGUCAUUCAAGGAUUCUAAGGUAGACAGACCCAACGGCCGGCGUCGACCACGUUUUUGUCCUUCGACUCUUAUCACUACGGGACGUUAUUUCCCAGGACAACAUCGAAGAACACCAUACCACUUGGAGGAAAAGAACAUGGAAGAUGAUACAAUGGCGAGACAGACCCUUCUUCGAUAGGGUCUGUUCGCUUCCUUCGCUUCUGAACUGCCAACGUCGUAACAACCUUUCGAAGUGCUCCGAGAGUUGGAAGACUUGCUGUUCUUCCGAAAUUACGUUUUUUCGGUGGGAUUAGGGACGUUAUUCUGGAACCGGGACGUACGUUUAGAGGUGUGUGAACGUUGUCACUAUCGAAGGCAGCGUUCCAGCGUUGGAUGUUUGAGACUUCAGUGUGAGAUGUUUGAGGUCGUGUAACUCGCAGCACUCAGUAUGUCCCCCCCCCCCUCUCAUAGGGCACUCUUUAUGUGGUACACACUGCGGGGACAUCGAACAUUUCAUAUAAAAACCCUGAAGGUAAGCGUUGAAAGCAUCAAACGGAUGCGGAACAUUGGAAACUACCGCUUGAGAUAAAGUAUCGUGCUUCGUCUCCAAGCCACCCGACGCUACGAGACGUCAUUCGUGCCAGAGAUAGCGAUGGUGUUUUGAGCACGUGCGCUGCUUCAAGUUACGGGCCACCAACGAAUUCAUCGUGCUGUUGAAACUUGAGGACAAUAUGGCACGCCACCACACACGACAAGCCACAGUGGUUCGCAGAUUUCAAUGCCUGCUAUCUCGUAUGUUACAGUGUCGUGUACCCGCAUGCACUUCAGCAAAGUGCGGCGUUGGAAGCGAAGAAAUUGUGCCGUGAUCAACCACGUCCACCUAUGAUGAUACCAAGCAAGGGUUGAAGCCUCGGCUUAGCGGCAGCUCACUAUCGACGUGCUCCAUGAAAAAAGUGUGAAAUGCUUGUAGCCAACGGCUUUCAGAAGGGAGCGGUAGACCGUUGUGAUUACGUAUGUUGACAUCAUGCUCUAGGUGCCAGAAGAGGUAGUGAUCGUGUCUUCGGUGAGUGACCUUAUGAAGACAAACGACCGUGAAUCGGAAGUGAGCGUACACCGAACCGUUGAGAAAAGUCGCACUUCAGGAGACUACUUGACUGUGAGACUUCGUGCGUGCACCGGGUAAACUACUGCAUUCAACAUAGCGUCAUCCGACAGAGUGUGAGAUUCCUGUGUUCCAAGUCGUGCUUGGCAAUCUGAGCUGGAGUCGUGUGCGGAAUGAGCGAGAUGUCACGUGAUAUGAGGAACUACGAGUCCCAUUCCGAUUUCCUGAUGAAUAGAACGGACUUUUCGACGUACGCAACGGACUGCUAAUAACCAGAUCCGGACGGGCCUGUAAACACGGUGGCAUCAGUUUCAGGCAGGAGGCGUACGGUUGCGGUAAUCGGCACUUGCUGGUCAGACGGAGUCGUUGGUUCGCUGUGGUACUCGCACAGAAUGAACGAGGCGGUCUUGAUUACCAUGCUUCACGUUCCACUGUUGAUAAACGACAAACUGUGUUUCCGGGAGAAGCGCGUAAGCGGAGCAAUCAGUCAUGAGCGAGCUAUUGUUUCCUCGGGCGAUACCUAAGUCUCCCACGGCCGUUCGCGCGUGAACCCCUCUCGAUUAAGUUCCCUCUGGAGAACCUGAGUCGAGACCGCUUAGCUGCUUCACUAGUUGCAUUGCUUGAAUGCGUUCAAGGGUGCAGCACUACUGCCCUUCCCGAAAGCUCCCUGUUCGGUCUCAGUUGUUUUGUGAAAUCACAAUUUUAAUAUUGAUGUGUCGAUCUCGCUUCAGUGAGGAUAGAAGCCGACAGCUUACACAAGUUCGCGACCGAAAUAAUUGCAUGGCAGCUUACUUCUACCACUGAAAACCAAGAAUACGUCCUAAAAAAGCGUCACCAUUCCCGUGCGGAAGCAUUACGACAUGAAAUUCACGGAGGGAUCCUAAUUAGUAGAAUAUGCCAAGACGCUUCUACGUAAUAAUGGUUAUCGUAUGCGGUAAGAUUGAUGGAAGCUGUCUAGUGGAGCAGAAUAUUGGAACAGAAUGCAUGACGCCUACCAGGAACGAGAGCCAUAAAGUUCCAGCGAAUCUUCUAGGGAUUUACAAAAUGAUGGUUGGCCGCAUCGGGCAAUACUGGUACGGCUCAUUGAUAAAAUGUCUGCUUACGGAAGUGUAUUUUUUUUAACCCUCGUGUUCUGACAUUAAGCUCUGGGACGUUGCGUAAAUUUGCGAGUACUUUCACUGUUCCUCGGCAUUGAAGAGAAAGCGAUCCCAAGCGUAGCAGUUAUAUCUAUGUUGAUAUGGCCGCUUAAUAUUUUGGCCAGUCUAUGAGAAUGGCCAAGCAGAGGGGCUGACUUGCUCACGGAAACUUUCCCGUGUACUACGGUAACAGUCAUAAUGUGCAUUGUCCUUUUACCGCAAGCAGGAAUAGACGUAAAGAUUUCCAGCAAUGCAUUGCCGGCCUUCCGCAGCUUAUGGAAACACAGUUAUUUAGUGUAUCGCCAAGUGGCACGUCUAUGUACUCAUACUAGUCCCUGUUGGCCGACUCAGUCGGGCCUUCUCACGGACUGCUUAUGGAGUAGCGUGAGCCAGGCUUUCUUCUGAACACCUCCUUGAAGGAGAGCCAUAAGAGAAUCAAGAUGACAAUACAGAAUAAGCUCUCAUAGGCCGCACACGGAAAACCUCGUCGGCCUGCACAACCUCCGCAGCUCAUUACGUUCAAGCUUUACAGACUACCGCCAUUCACACCUUUAUCGCGACUGGCCAAUUCAUGACAAGAGAUUCGAAGGACGACACAAUGAAGGAAGAAAGAAAACUGCCUACAAGACGCAUGACGUCACCGCGUGUGCUACGGGAACGUAGCAUCUACCGUACCUUUCGCCGACUUCGUCGAGGAACUUUGUGCCUGACGUCCGGAGGGGACUCCGCACAUGAAAGACGAGAAGCACUUUUCUCUCUCUCUCUCUCUUCGUGUUCUUGUUCAUGUAUGUUUUGUUCUCGUUGUGCCACUGUUGUAAUUCCUCAUUCCUAUUGCCUAUCCUCUACCAACGUGACAAACGUUGAACCUGUGCUCCACCUAUCUCGAACAGGCCUGUGCCGACGCGAUAAGGAAAAUGAGACGCCAUCCCAGAACACCGAGAGUUCAUGUGCUUCUGUGUGUGUGUUCCCGUGUCAUAGUGAUGCUUCCUUGUUACCGUGUUGCUGAACUGGAGCGAACGUUAAAAACUCGAAUGGGCCUGCGAACUGGCCACUGUGUCUACGAAUAACGUUGUCUGGACUCUAGAGUGUGUUUCUUCUUUGUUUUCGAUCACCUGUUGGCAUCUAUCGAACCUGCAAGCCCCGGAACCUGAGGGCUAAACUCAGCAGGUGUUCCGCAGAGGAAGCGAAGAUGAUAAUGCAUACAGAAGGAAGGGAACUCGGAACGAAAAAGAAAAAUACCAAAACUGACCUCUUCCUUCAUCUUUUUGGCUCGCUCAGUAUAAGCUAUUUCAUAUAAUUAUCGUUGUUUCUUGUCCGUUUCGGAAGCUCACGAGGUCGUUUAUAGUUACAAAAAAAAGUAGCUUGCGUCAUCGCUUUUUAACUCAAUGUUCUAAGCUUACGCAUCAAGCAGCAAGCAAGGUUCAGAGGCGUUGCGCGUUUUAAUGUUAAGACAGUCGUUGUCUUCGAGGGUUGUUGAGUGACUGCGGGAUGCCUUAUAACUGGCCGCUUAUAUCCGGGAGAGGGGGUCGCCUCGUAUCCGUGAUUACCGUAUGUUGUUUUUUUCGCGGCACUGUUACAGGACACGUAGCGUAAGAUAUCUUUUUUUUUCCUGGACCAAUAUAUUUAUCCCUAGAUGCCUCCGCCCUGUUUUUCAAUCAAAACACGCGGCGGCUAAUGCAGAUUUCAGGUUUCUCUACAUUUUCGUAUUUUAAGAAAGCAUAUCGUAGUGAUCGCUUGACCACUAGUGAUUAGUAUUUUUAUCAGCCGAUGGGGCAUCGUGAUUUGUACGUAUAUACAGCAUUUAACUUCGUACAAUAGAUGUGCGAUAAUAUACUUGCCUAACAGUGAGGUUUAGAUAAAUUUAUCGAACAUGUUCGCUUCCGAUUCGAAAACAGCGCACGUAGGCGCAUACAACAUUUGUAUUAAGGAAUUACAAUUAGUAUUGCUGAGUAGAUAGAUGCUCGUGCCAAUAAUCGGCAUCAAACUAUGUCCCGCGCAAAAUACUUGGAACUUAAUGAUUCAGGCAAUUUUCUGUUUGAAUACGUGAUGGAGUGGGUGGCGAUGGGCGUUGAAAGGAAAGCAGCCUAUACAGCAGCGUCCGGCGCACGCAGGUGGCAUGUAUAAAAGCUCUGUGCGCUCGCACGUUUAUAGUGGCUUUGUACAAAAGCAGUAGUAGCUACCGCGCGCAGCGCUAAGACCACGUGGCGGGAGGCGUCGCUGUGACGUCACGACGGAACCCAAACUGGAGAGAUGUUUCGCAGCUGCGCGAGAGAUCGAACGUUGUUAAAAGAAGUUGUUUCACGUGUAUAACGUUUUCGCUUGCCUCAACUAACUGUCUCAUAGUUGUUCUUAGUCGAGCACAAUUGUAAGCGAGCUAUUACUACUACUACGCUUUCUCUCUCUCCGUGACAACCUUCCCUUUCCACACUGUCAAAUUUUACCCUCCUCCUCUCCCCAACGCUUUAUUUCCUUACUCGUAAGCUCGGGGAGUUUGCACAAUUAACGAAAAACUAUACAUAACUUUCUUUCUGUUGCACUCUAUAUGACUCGUCGUGCUGUUUGUGUCCAAUUGCUCCAUUCCCACACACAAAAAAAAACAGAGAGGAAUAUAGAAAUGUUGUUCUCGAGUGAAAUAUGUGCGGAGAUAUAUUACGAGAAAUUGAAGAGAAGAGAAGAAAAGAAAACUUACGAUAAGUGAGCAGCUGUUACCUGCUUCGUCUCGCCUCAAUUAUUUACCUCGACUUUGUUUCACCCCUGAAAAAAAAAAAAUCAAUGUGUGAAGCAUCGCACCGGAACGAACGCAAAGGAACGAUACGACUCGACAGGACAGCCGCUACACUCGAAACUGGUUUGUCUUGAAAACAGAACGUGGUUUAUAUGCAUGUACAUCGGCGUACCACCUGCAACAAUGUCUCUGUGCG
Molecule: messenger RNA, 9380 nt
Organism: Rhipicephalus sanguineus (brown dog tick)
Lineage: Eukaryota; Metazoa; Arthropoda; Arachnida; Ixodida; Ixodidae
Product: sodium/calcium exchanger 3-like
Biological process (GO): cell communication; calcium ion import across plasma membrane; sodium ion transmembrane transport
Cellular component (GO): axon; sarcolemma; postsynapse
Molecular function (GO): calcium:sodium antiporter activity
Source: RefSeq, a predicted model, not a curated record